This is a messenger RNA of Kwoniella botswanensis, 1140 nucleotides long. RefSeq lists its product as uncharacterized. NCBI's taxonomy places the organism in Eukaryota, Fungi, Basidiomycota, Tremellomycetes, Tremellales, Cryptococcaceae. The transcript is spliced from 2 exons. The record is from RefSeq and is a predicted model, not a curated record. The coding region runs from base 1 to 1140 and encodes 379 amino acids.
AUGUCAUUCCAGGAUCUAUCCUUGGAGCUGAUCAUCCACAUUCUCAAUUCCUGCUGGGACCACGAAAAGUAUCUCGAUCAUGAAGGAGCGAAACUCGCCGCUCAGGACACUUGGGCAGCCUGUCUACGGGUCAAUAAGACAUUAUACCAGAUUACCGCUCCCAUCCUCUAUCGAGAUAUAAUCGUUUCAAGUCCCCUCACUCUGUUCCUCGGUACUACUAACCCUUUCAAGGAGAACACGAAAUUAUCUCUGCUUCGCUAUACACGUGGAAUCCAAUUUAGAUCUCAGCCUCAACCUCAAUUUCAACCUCAUGACCGUCAACUCCUGGACAACUUGCGAAAUAUCCUGAACGAUAAAGUGGAAGUUACACCUCAUUUGGAAUAUAUUCGCUUCGGAUCAGAUUCAAAAGUUGGAUAUCCCCAAGAACUGAAAAAACUCUUGAACAACGUUUGUAAACCAAAACGAUCAUGGUGUCAAACUACCAACGUCGAUGGUCCAGACACAGAAAUACAUAUCCAGCAUCUUCCUCACAAUCGCGAUGAUGACCGAAAGAUAAAUAUUGAAGGCAACAACCGGGAGGGGAGAUGGACAGAUCUCAGUAGUGAGGAAGCUGAUUGGCCAUUACUUUCUAUCUCAUGGGGAAAUAUCAAUCGAUAUAGCUUGGUGAAUCGAUUCGUUUCGUACGAAUUCUUGACUGGCGAAAUUUCAAGGUCGAUAUUGAUUAGUCUGAAUCAACGUCUGAAACAAAUACAUCAGAAAGAGAAUGAAGCAGAGAUAGAGUAUAUUGACAUCCAGAGCCAGACAGGCAAGGGCAAGGGCAAGGAGAAGGAGACGGAGAAGGAGGAAAAGAAUGAAGAGGAGGAAGAGAGAGAUACGAUUAUUGAAUUUCAUGGUUUCGAGAAACUCUUUCUCGCUCCUCAAUUGCCAUUAUUGAACCAAGAGCCUUCCGAAGAAGAAAACGAACGAUUAGAGAAACAGGUGAAGAAGAACAUGCUCAGGUUAGAGGAUAAGAUCAAAGAACAUCUGGAAGAUCACAGAAAGAGAUAUCAUUCGCCUUGGGAAUAUGGAGUGAAAUUACCGAAAGUGAAAUUCUUCCCAGCCAGUGGAAAUAUUCCUUGCGAUGCUUGUGGGUGCAAAUGA